AUGACACGUCCGAGUUCACCGCCAGCUCUAAGCGGAUUGAAACGCUUCUUCUCUCAUUUGGCAUCAUCUGUCAACGAAAUUACUCUCAACAAUCGGCCGUUGUCGUUGUGCCUUGGAGGCUUUUUCCAAGAGGAACUCAUGACGGUAUUCCUAAAGCAGUGUGUUGCCGCUUCAAUUCCGGUGCAGGAUUCUGAUGGUUCCAAGUUGAAUCAUGCUAUGGAAAUUGCCGAGCAGUUCAGGAAGGAUAUGAUUGAGUUGGGUUUCUUCAACGAUGCAACGCCUACGUUCCAAGCAUUUUCCGAGCAGCACUUCACAGUGUUUAUUGAUCGAAGAUGUUUGGAGGUCGGCAGUGGUGAAGAAGUCAGCGAAGAGACCAUUCUCCAAUACAAGGAGGCGUUUGGUAAAAUGAUGCCGAAAUCGGUUACCACAAGUGACAGUUUGUAUCCGCUGCUACUACAGCUCCCGCCGUUGUAA
Molecule: messenger RNA, 474 nt
Organism: Ostertagia ostertagi
Lineage: Eukaryota; Metazoa; Nematoda; Chromadorea; Rhabditida; Trichostrongylidae
Source: the annotation of a GenBank genome assembly